AUGUUGUCAGCACGCCCUGUUUUACGUAACGCAGUCCGUUCAGCUGCUGUUGCUGCUAGAUCAUCAGCCAGAGUUGCUCGUCCAACUUUGUUAACUGCUCAAAGAUUUGCUUCAGCCAAGGCUGCCCCAACUGAAGUCUCUGCUAUCUUGGAAGAAAGAAUUAAGGGUGUUUCUGACGAAGCUAACUUGAACGAAACUGGUAAAGUUUUAUCAGUCGGUGAUGGUAUUGCUCGUAUCUACGGUUUAAACAACAUUCAAGCUGAAGAAUUGGUUGAGUUCGCCUCCGGUGCCAAAGGUAUGGCUUUGAACUUGGAAGCCGACCAAGUCGGUGUAGUCUUGUUCGAUUCCGAUAGAUUAGUCAAGGAAGGUGAAACCGUCAAGAGAUCCGGUGAAAUUGUUUCCGUUCCAGUUGGUCCAGAAUUGUUGGGAAGAGUUGUUGACGGUUUGGGUAACCCAAUUGAUGGUAAAGGACCAAUCAAUGCUUCAGGUCACUCAAGAGCUCAAGUCAAGGCCCCAGGUAUCUUGCCAAGAACCUCUGUCCACGAACCAAUGCAAACUGGUUUGAAGGCUGUUGAUGCUUUGGUCCCAAUUGGUAGAGGACAAAGAGAAUUGAUCAUUGGUGAUCGUCAAACAGGUAAAACUGCUGUUGCUUUGGACGCUAUGUUGAACCAAAAGAGAUGGAACAAUGGUUCAGAUGAAAAGAAGAAAUUGUACUGUGUCUAUGUUGCCGUUGGUCAGAAGAGAUCAACUGUUGCUCAAUUGGUCCAAACCUUGGAACAAAAUGACGCUCUUAAAUAUUCCGUUAUUGUUGCUGCCACUGCUUCAGAAGCUGCUCCAUUGCAAUAUAUUGCUCCUUUCACCGCUACUGCCAUUGGUGAAUGGUUCAGAGACAAUGGUAAACACGCUUUGAUCUGUUUCGAUGACUUGUCCAAACAAGCUGUUGCAUACCGUCAAUUGUCAUUGUUGUUGAGAAGACCACCAGGAAGAGAAGCUUACCCAGGUGAUGUUUUCUACUUGCACUCUAGAUUGUUGGAAAGAGCUGCCAAGAUGUCUGAAGCCAACGGUGGUGGUUCAUUGACUGCUUUGCCAAUCAUUGAAACCCAAGGUGGUGAUGUCUCUGCUUAUAUCCCAACCAAUGUUAUUUCCAUUACUGAUGGUCAAAUUUUCUUGGAAGCUGAAUUGUUCUACAAGGGUAUCAGACCAGCUAUUAACGUCGGUUUGUCUGUCUCCCGUGUCGGUUCCGCCGCUCAAGUUAAGGCUAUGAAGCAAGUUGCUGGUUCAUUGAAAUUGUUCUUGGCUCAAUACAGAGAAGUUGCUGCCUUCGCUCAAUUCGGUUCUGAUUUGGAUGCUUCUACUAAGCAAACCUUGGCUAGAGGUGAAAGAUUGACUCAAAUCUUGAAACAAAAACAAUACCACCCAUUGGCUGCUGAAGAACAAGUUCCAGUCAUUUUCGCUGGUGUUAACGGUUACUUGGAUGACUUGCCAGUUAACAAAGUCGGUGAAUUCGAAGAAGCUUUCGUUGCUCACCUUAAAUCUGACUACUCUGACUUGUUGAAAUCUAUCCAAGAAAAGGGUGAAUUGAGUAAAGAACAAUUGGACCAAUUGCACAAGAUCACCAAAGAUUUUGUUUCCAACUUUAACUAG
Lodderomyces parapsilosis is the source of this 1644-nucleotide messenger RNA. RefSeq names its product F1F0 ATP synthase subunit alpha (gene ATP1). Lineage: Eukaryota; Fungi; Ascomycota; Pichiomycetes; Serinales; Debaryomycetaceae. The record is from RefSeq and is a predicted model, not a curated record. Gene Ontology annotation, molecular function: ADP binding; proton-transporting ATP synthase activity, rotational mechanism; ATP binding. Bases 1 to 1644 code for a protein of 547 amino acids. The transcript is spliced from 3 exons. Gene Ontology annotation, biological process: proton motive force-driven ATP synthesis; proton transmembrane transport.